AUGGGAAUUAAAGGAUUGACAAAAUUUAUUGCUGAUGCAGCACCCAACGCAAUUAAAGAAAUAAAAAUUGAAAAUUUGAUGGGGAGAGUAGUGGCUAUUGAUGCAUCCAUGUCUUUGUACCAAUUCAUAAUAGCUAUUAGAGAUUCAGAACAAUAUGGAAAUUUAACGAAUGAGUUAGGAGAGACAACUUCACACAUAUCUGGGUUAAUGUCAAGAAGUAUAAAGUUGAUGGAGAAUGGUUUAAAACCAAUAUACGUGUUUGACGGUGCGCCUCCUGAAUUAAAAGGAUCAGAAUUAGAAAAAAGAGGAGAGAAAAGACAGAAAGCAGAAGAGUUAUUAAAAAAAGCGAAAGAAGAGGGAAAUAUAGAAGAAAUAAAAAAACAAAGUGGAAGAACAGUACGAGUUACAAAAAAACAAAAUGAAGAAGCAAAAAAAUUAUUAACCUUAAUGGGGAUUCCAGUUGUAGAAGCUCCAUGUGAAGCAGAAUCUCAGUGCGCAUUUUUAACAAAAUAUAAUUUGGCUCAUGCAACAGCAACAGAAGAUGCUGAUGCUUUAGUAUUUGGGACGAAAAUUUUAAUUCGGAAUUUGAAUGCUAAUGCAUCAUCAUCUGCAAAUCAAAACAAGAAUAAAAAUUCUAGUAAAAGAGGAUAUAUAUUAACAGAAAUAAAUUUAGAACAAGUAUUAAAAGGUCUAAACUUAAACAUGAAUGAAUUUAUCGAUUUUUGUAUUUUAUGUGGUUGUGAUUAUUGUGAUACCAUCAAAGGUAUUGGUUCCAAAACUGCUUAUAACCUGAUAAAAGAAUAUAAUUGUAUUGAAAAAAUUAUAGAAAAUAUAGACAAAAAUAAAUAUCAAGUCCCUGCAAAUUUUAGAUUUGUAGAAGCUAGAGAUUCUUUUAUAAACCCAAAAGUUUUAUCAAAAGAGGAAGUUAAAAUUGAUUGGUGUGAACCGAAAAUUGAAGAAUUAAAAAACUUUCUAAUUAAAGAUUAUAAUUUUAAUGAAGUAAGGGUUACAAAUUAUAUUAACAGAUUAUUGAAAGCGCGAAAAGCAACUACCCAGAGACGUCUGGACAACUUUUUCACUGCUUGUACUAAAAAAAGUACUAAAUUAAUUAUAGAAGAAAGUCAAAAGGAGCUGAAACCAAAACGUAAGGGAAAAAAAAGAGACUUACCAAUUGAUGGUUCGACGAAGCUUAAUGCAAAACAGAAAAAGGAACAAAAUAAGAAAGUAAAAGUCGAAAAUGAAGACAAAAAGACGUCAAUUAAAAAUGAAUCCAAGGAGGAGCUGCAGAACCACCACAUGGAAGAAGCAGAAGAAGGAGAAGUAGAAGAAGAAGUAGAAGAAGAAGUAGAAGAAGAAAAGGAUGAUGCAAUGGGUCUGGCACCACCCUUUGAUGAAGAACAGGAUGAGGGGGAUAAUCCUAGUCCCAACUUCUUCCACCAUAAAUCGGACUCCGAAUCAGGUAAUUUAAAAAUAGCAGAAAUGGAAAAAAUGGAAGAAAUAGAAGAAAUGGAACAAAAUGUAAAAAACGAUAAUAUAAGCCCUGUGUAUAAUUGCACAAAUGGGAACGACACAUUAGGCAACAACACCCACCUAAGUAGUAACAGCACCUCGUAUAGUCGUAAUAGUUUAAAUAAUAACAAGAAAAUAGACGAGAGUGUGAAACAUUUAACUAAUGAUUCCCCAAGAGAUGACAACAAUCAUUUAUGUAGUAGUGAGUUGUUCCCUCAUAAUACCACCGAUUGUUUGAAUAACAAUUCGGAUAUGAUGCAGUCACAAGUUAAAAAAAAAAACAUUUUAUUUUUAUUGCCCUAUUGUCCAAAGAAUGUUACUAGUGUUAAGAAGAGGAAGUCUAUCCAGCGUUUCUAG
Messenger RNA from Plasmodium gonderi, 1866 nucleotides. RefSeq names its product flap endonuclease 1. Bases 1 to 1866 code for a protein of 621 amino acids. The record is from RefSeq and is a predicted model, not a curated record. Gene Ontology annotation, molecular function: 5'-flap endonuclease activity; 5'-3' exonuclease activity; DNA binding. NCBI's taxonomy places the organism in Eukaryota, Apicomplexa, Aconoidasida, Haemosporida, Plasmodiidae. The transcript has a single exon.